AUCAGCGGUACCUAAGUUCAGUGUAUACAAAUCUAUAAGAGUAAACACACUUCAGAAUUGAAUUUUUGUUGCCUUUUGUGAGAACAUUGAACGACUCGUUAAAAAGAUACUUCCGACCACGGGGGUUAAUCGUUAGGGUGUCUUCAUUGGCUGGGAUUAGUUGUCAAUGGCAACAACAUGACAUUUAUGGGAGAUUCCACGGAUUCCAGCAUGAAAAGAAAAAUACAAAUCAAUGAUGAACAUAUGAGUAAUCAACCAAAUAAAGUAUGUGAACAGAAUGGCAGCGAAUUACGUGGACGUUUAGAGACAAAUGAUGUCAACAAUAAGACACUAGAGAGCCACAAAACCAACAAAACGAUUUUAGAGGGUAGUUCUGCCAACAAAUUGACACAAAAAGUGAAUUUUACAACCAACAAAACGACAUUAGAGGGUCGAAUAAACAACAAAACGACACUAGAGGGUUGUACAACCAACAAAACAGCUUUAGCGGGCAGUUCUGCCAACAAAGCAACGCUAGAGACUUGUACAACCAACAAAACUACACUAGAGAGUCGUACAAACAACAAAGGGACAGUAGUGUGUCAUACAUCCAACAAAACGACAUUAGAGGGUCAUACUACCUCAGAGAUCCCAAUGGAGACCCAUAUAAGGGACGUUUUACAAGAGAAUAGGACAUUGUUAGUGUCAAAUAUCAUUCCAACGGAUGAUCUAUUAGAGCUGUUGGAAUCAAACAAGGCCCUGAGUGCAACUAUGUUACAGGAUAUAAAGGCACUUCCGUCAAGGGAGGAAAAGAACACUAAGAUGAUAGAAAUGAUCCCUCUUCGUGGAAAGAAAGGAUUUGAAAAGUUUUGUGACGUUCUCCAACUCACGGGACAUCAUUUCUUAGCAGACUAUCUACGCGAAGAAGGAGAAAGACAUGGGAAGGAACCUGAGUACUUUGAUGACCUAUUUAUAUCUCACCCAAGUCUAGAGAAACUUUUAAAGGCCCAGGAACAGGAUCGACUGAAACAUUAUCUAAAAAAUAAGGUGAAACAGAUAACCCUAGCGUAUGCAUGGAGAAGUACGGGCCACGAGAAGGAGAAAGCAAUGGGUGCAAAAAUGCAACAGCUAGAACAAGCAUGGGAGCACGAGACGGUGUGCAAAACAAAAGACGUUACCAUAGAGACGCUAAGAGAAACCCUUGACAAUACAAACAAACAACUAAUCGAAAAAACCUCUGAGGUUAAAACGCUAUCAAGGCUUCUCGAAGACACUAAAGCUAAAUAUGAAAAAGAUAUGCGGGUUCAGAUGAGGUUCAACGAGGCAAAUAAUAAAACUUUAUUCGCUAAAAACGAGCGGCAGGAAUGGACGGAUGAGUUAUUAAACAAACUUAAACGGAAGAUGUUGGAAAAACUUAAAUUCAAUAUGGAAGAUGAAAGCCCAGAUUAUAUUAAUUAUAACGAGAAGGCGUCGACGGUGGAAGAUUUUCUCAACAGAAUUCUUGCCAGAUUAACUCACUUAGAAAAAAUAAGGGAGAAGUAUCAAAAACUUGAAGAUGAACGUAAAUUUGUGCUCAUGUAUAUAGGAACGGAGAUUACCGAUGGUGGUUCGUUGGCCGACGCCUUUAGAGAUUACGUCAUCAAAAUGGACGACGCUUGUUUGAGUCUCAAACAAGAAAUCGAACGAUUGAAGCAAUCAAGAAGCAAGACAGUGACUGUAAAUUCACAAAACAAAGCGAACCUCGGAGAUUCAUUGAACUUUGAUGCCUCGAUGAAAACUGAAAAGAUAGCCAUGCAAUUUUUCACAGGAACUCUUCAAAAGCAAUUAAAAAAGUUAAAAGAAGAUAACGCGAUCCUCGAGAAACGACUACGCGAAUCAGAACUAGAAAUUGAAUAUUUGAAACACAAGACACCAGUCGACAAUGGGCCCCAAAAUACACAACCUGCCACCAAAGAGAGAUCAGAAAGUGCGCCAAAAUCCCGCCAAGAAUCUCCCGCCAAAAGUCCAACUGAGAGAACUGUUAACUUGCCUCUCCUUAAUACGAACAUGACAAAACCAAUCACAGCACCUCUUACCAGAAGUGACUCAUUCGUCGUUGUAGAUACGUCAAACAUGAAAACAUUGGAUUUAAAAUCCAAAACGGCUGAUGGAACAAUCGCGUUCCAUCAGCGUGACGCGUAUAACAACUCUCCGCGAAUGCGCAUGCCCAACAUGCAAGGGAGGUACAAGCAACCCAUAAUUCAUCAAGACAAUGGGCUGGGACUUAACCCACAUCUGCCUAUACGUACUAAAAAAGGCCCGUCCUCUAAGAUCACACGUGAGACUAAGUUACAAACGAUACAGCCAAAGACAAUGGCAAUUAACACAAGUCAUAUUUUCGGUAACACUAUAAGGAAAUCAUAA
Messenger RNA from Owenia fusiformis, 2382 nucleotides. The record is from the annotation of a GenBank genome assembly. Lineage: Eukaryota; Metazoa; Annelida; Polychaeta; Sabellida; Oweniidae.